Molecule: messenger RNA, 2493 nt
Organism: Spirodela intermedia
Lineage: Eukaryota; Viridiplantae; Streptophyta; Magnoliopsida; Alismatales; Araceae
Source: the annotation of a GenBank genome assembly
AUGUCGGCGUCCUUUCAUCUCCCCCCGCCGCCCUCUGUGGCCGCCGCCGCCUCGGGAAGCAGCCUCGCCUUCUCCGGCGGCCCGCCAGAUGGGACUCCGAAGCGCAAGCUCUCGGUGAGGGCGCAGCUGGGGCAGCUCUGCAAAGAGGGGCGGCUGGAGCUCGCCCGCCGCCUCUUCGACACCCUCCCGCGGCCCGUCCCCACCGUCGUCUGGAACACCCUCCUCAUCGGCUACGUCUGCAACUCCCUCCCCAUGGAGGCGCUCCGCCUCUACGCCCUCAUGGACGCCGCCCCUGACGCCUACACCUUCUCCUCCACGCUCAAGGCCUGCGCCGACGAGCGCCGCCUGAGGGCCGGCGAGUCCCUGCACGGCCGCCUCCUGCGCCUGCCCCGGCCGGGGCUACUCAGGAACAGGGUCCUCAACAACUCGCUCCUUGGCAUGUACGCCGCCUGCUCGCCGGAGAGCCCCCGCGCCGCCGCCGCCGUCCGGCUGCUGUUCGACCGGAUGCCCAAGAGGAACGUCGUCUCGUGGAACACGAUGCUUGGGUGGGCUCUCAAGGCCCGGAGGCCGCUGGACUCACUGAAGAUGUUCAAGAAGAUGGUCGAUGGCGGAACCAGGCCGUCGGCCGUCAGCUUCGUCAACGUCUUCCCCGCAGUGGCCGCUAUGGAGGACUGGCGGAACUCCAUGGUCCUCUACGGCAUGCUCCUCAGGCACGGCGACGAAUACGUCGACGACGCCAUCGUCACGAGCUCUGCGAUCUGCAUGUUCUCCGAGCUCUCGGAUGUCUCCGCCGCGAGGCGAGCCUUCGAUCGCUCUGCGACCAGGAACACGGAGGUGUGGAACGCCAUGAUCGGAGGGUACGUCCAGAACGACCUCCCCGAAGACGCCCUCGACCUCUUCGUCCAGAUCUUGGCACAGGACGCCGUCCUCGCCGACACGGUGACCCUCAUCGCCGCCCUCAUGGCCGCCUCGAUGCUACAGGUGAUCCGCCUCGGGGAGCAGCUCCACGGGCUCAUCCUCAAGAACUCGACGGCCCCGCCGCCGGUGAUCCUCUCGAACGCCCUCAUGGUCAUGUACUCGAGGUGCGGCUCCGUGCAGACGGCCCUCGAUCUCUUCCACCAGAUGCCCGAGAAGGACGUCGUCUCCUGGAACACCAUGGCGUCCGCCCUCGUGCAGAACGGCCUCGAGACCGAGGGGAUCCUGCUCGUCCGCGAGAUGCAGAGAGAUGGGCUGAGAGCCGACGCCGUGACCCUCACGGCGGCGCUCUCCGCCGCCUCGAACUUGGGCGACAUCAGAACGGGGAGGGAGGCGCACGGCUACCUCAUCCGGCACGGGAUCGGCGGCGGAGCAGGGAUGGACAGCUAUCUGAUCGACGUGUACGCCAAGUCGGGAGCCGUGGAGAUUGCCAGGCGCCUGUUCGACAUGGCUGGAGAACGGCGGGAGCAGGACCUGGUCACCUGGAACGCCAUGAUCGCCGGCUACGCGCAAGCGGCGCAGGCCGAACCCGCCGUCGCCCUGUUCAGGAAGAUGCUGCUGGAGGAAGAAGACGACGACCACCUGGCUCCCAGCGCCGUCACCCUCUCCUCGGUCAUCCCGGCCUGCGGCGCGGCCGGGGGGCUCCGCUCGGGGCGAGAAGUCCACUGCUUCGCGAUCCGGCGCGCCUUGGACGAGAACGUCUUCGUGGGCACCUCCCUCGUGGACAUGUACGCCAAGUGCGGCUGCGUCGACGGCGCCGAGAAGGUGUUCGACGGAAUGCGGGAGAAGAACUCGGUCACUUACACGACGAUGAUAUCGGGGCUGGGCGCGCACGGGCUGGGCUGCAGAGCCCUCUCCCUCUUCUGGGAGAUGCAGUGGCGGGGGAUGGCGCCGGAUGCCGUCACGUUCGUCGCCGCCAUGACGGCCUGCGGCCACUCCGGCAUGGUCGAGGAAGGCCUCGAGCUCUUCCACCUGAUGGAGGAGGAGUUUCAGAUCCCUGCUUCCGUCGAGCACCACUGCUGCGUGGUCGACAUGUUGGGCAGGGCCGGGAGGAUCAAGGAGGCGUACGACUUCGCGAGGGAGCUCGGAGAGGACGGCGGCUUCGUGGGCAUCUGGGGGUCGCUUCUGGCGGCCUGCCGGCUGCACGGGGAGCUCGAGCUGGGGAAGCGGGUGGCGGAGCGGCUGUUCGAGAUCGAGAGGAGGGCUGGUGGCGCCGCCGCCGCCGGGGUCUCCGGCUACCACGUUCUGCUCUCCAACGUCUACGCGGCGGAGGGCAGCUGGGAGAAGGUCAACGGGAUAAGGCGGCGGAUGAGGAGCAAGGGGCUGAGGAAGGAGCCCGGAUUCAGUUCCAUUAAGGUCGGGGACGCCUCCCAUAGGUUCAUGUCCAGGGACGGGUGGCACCCGGAGCGCGACCAGAUCAAGGGGAUGCUUCGCGAGCUGAGUUACAACACAAAGUCAGAGGGUUAUCAGGAUGUGGUUCCAGUCUUCUUGGACGAUAUGGCCGAGACGGAUGAAUGA